Molecule: messenger RNA, 1850 nt
Organism: Cyprinus carpio (common carp)
Lineage: Eukaryota; Metazoa; Chordata; Actinopteri; Cypriniformes; Cyprinidae
Source: RefSeq, a predicted model, not a curated record
UAGUAUGUGUAAAGCGCAUACGUAUGUGUGUAUGUGUAUGUGUGAGUGUGUGCGUGUAUGGGUGCGAUUGAGAUUCUGUAGAGACUUUUUUUUAUUUAUAUUUUUUUAAUUAUACACACUUCAGCUUGAUCGUCCGUCUGGCGUUUGGACAUGAGUUUGUUUGCAUGGAGCUGAACAUCUCUGAAUAGACUCAUUGACUGUUCUUAGAAAGAGGUGAUCAGUCCAGACCUUAUGUAUCAGAUAUGAAUCUGUAAUUUGAAGAAGUGAUCUUAAACAAAGCUGAGAACAAUCAGAAGAAACAGACAGAAUGCUGAAGACCCUUACUAAAAAACUUAGAAGACACUCUCUAAAUGAGAUCCAUCCUUUUCAACUUAAGGCAAAUCAAAAAAGGAAUGCACUUGCUGAAGUUGAAAUACAAAUUUCUUACCAUGGCAGUGAGGAAGGAGGGGAGAGUGAAGACUCAGAAGGUGAAAACCAAGAGCUGGCACAGAUUGACAGAGAGCGCCGGCGGAACUGUGCCUUGACCCCUCUAGCCACUAGCCAGCAGCACAACCAGGGCAUUCUUUCUCCCGCCCACUUACGGCGUCUCCGUUUAUUCCUGGACCCAAUCCUGGACCAUCACAGUUCUGAAGAGGAGCUUGAGCGCAUCGCAGGAGCUACGGCGGCCGAAGGGGGCCGAAAGUGGCACAGACAUGGAGACAUGAGCAGCGCAUCUAGUGACGAGGAGGUGAAGGACCUGUGUGGGCCAAAUGAAUCGUCGGCUGGACCUCGCUUGAGCGCCACCUCUCCCAGCCCCGUUCUCUUCAGCUCCUCCCCUCCUCGAGCUCUCAAGCCUUCCCACACCCCAGCCCGCCUACCUGUCCGGCCCAUCAUUCUCAGCCACUUUGAACAACCUUCCAUGCCUUACUGGAGGCACCGGCCCGCUUACACAGGAGAACCUGGUCGCCCCAGCUUGGACCUGGAGAAAAUGCAGCAGAAAAUGCUUCUAAAAAAGAACUGUGGAGGGAAAACAAGGACUAUCAAGAUUCGGAACCUGAGUGGUGGCCGCCACGCACCCCGAUAUUCCUACGAUCCAUCCAUCUUCGCUUUCCGCCCUCUGAGCAACGCUCCACCCUGCAGCCCCCUGCUCCCUGCUGAGGAACCUCCGUGUGCUUGAGGGAAAGGACUGGAAUCUCGCAGAGACAAAACAUCACAAAUUUGUGGACCAAAAAUUCCCAACAUAAAGACAAUGUUUGUUUGCAUUGCCUUUUAUUUUGCAGGAUAUUAGUGUGAACAAAGACCCUGUGAUAAGGCCUGUUGACAAAACAGGAAGUGUGAUCAGGGCCAGAAUGUAGAAGAGGAAUGAGGAGACGGCAACUUUUUGCCUUUAGCCGUCUCAUCCUCUUUAUCUCUCAGGAAACCCACUUAGAACUUAUAACAAGGCCAUGACCACUGCGCUUUUUUAAAACCACAACUGAAUGGUUUGGUUACUCUGAUGUGUUUAAUGGGAGUGAGCAGAGAUUAGUCAGUGGUUCGUAGAUAACGUCUCAUGAUUGGGCCACAUGGUUAUGUUGAGAUCAUCGGAUAGCGAGUAAAAUGUAAGACCAAAUUUAGAUUGCAUUUGGUUUAGACAGCAAAAUAUGAUGAGAGACAAUCAGUUUAAUGCCAGAAUGGGCCUUAAUUCAUUUUUGAUAAAAUAGUUUUUCGAUCUAUAAACAAUGUAAACCGGAAAGCACAGGGCAGAUAGUCCAAGUCAUUGUUCAACUUCAGAUGUUAUGUAAGUCUGACCAUAACAAUAAAUCAGUUAUCAGAGCUGAUUAUCUGAUGUGUAUUCCAAAGUAAUUAAAUCUUAAGUGAAGAACAAAAAAAAA